AUGCCUCCCCAUUUCGUCCACCCCGCAGCACCCCGUCGUCGCUCACCAUCAACGGGCGGUGCGUCGUCAUCCGAGCUCUGCUACCUCAUCGUCUACAUCCUCUACUCUCCUGCCAAGCAGAAGCUCAACGUCAUCCUCUCCAUCGUCGCAGAGGUCGUCGUCGUCGUGGCCUUUGGCGCGCUCCUUAUUAGCUUCGUUCACGAUGAGCACACUCGGUCCACGAUUGUGGGGAUUUUGUGUAUCGUGUUUUGCAUCAUCAUGUACGUCGCACCGUUGGCUGCCAUGAAAUUGGUGAUCACUACCAAGAGCGUGGAGUUCAUGCCUCUCUACCUCUCCGUAGCAUCUUUCUUGAACGGAGCUUGCUGGACCGUCUACUCUCUCCUCAAAUUCGACAUCAACAUUCUCGUUCCCAACGGCAUUGGGCUGCUUUUGACCGUGGUUCAGCUCGUAUUGUACGCCAUGUACUACAGAUCCACGCAAAAGAUUCUUAGGGAACGAAAGAAGGGAGAUAUCGACAUGAGCGACGUCAAGAAAGAAGACAACCAAUCUUAGAUUUGUUGUGCUAAGCGGCACUUGGAUUAUUAUUAACGCUUGCUAGCUUCUUUAUGCAACAAGCGUCUACUUACUUAAAAAUAAAAAAAUAUAAUAACAUUAUAAAACUAUUAAGUGAUCGUCCUAAGAAUUGGAUGACCUGAUACUUGUAAGAUGGAUUAAAAAAAAAAAAAUAUUGUAACAAUUUCAUGAUGAAAUUGAUAAGUUUUCC
Messenger RNA from Asparagus officinalis (garden asparagus), 763 nucleotides. Its product is annotated as bidirectional sugar transporter SWEET4-like. The transcript is spliced from 3 exons. Lineage: Eukaryota; Viridiplantae; Streptophyta; Magnoliopsida; Asparagales; Asparagaceae. Gene Ontology annotation, biological process: carbohydrate transport. Gene Ontology annotation, cellular component: membrane. The coding region runs from base 1 to 552 and encodes 183 amino acids. Gene Ontology annotation, molecular function: sugar transmembrane transporter activity. The record is from RefSeq and is a predicted model, not a curated record.